This is a messenger RNA of Drosophila eugracilis, 3159 nucleotides long. RefSeq names its product actin-binding protein IPP. Lineage: Eukaryota; Metazoa; Arthropoda; Insecta; Diptera; Drosophilidae. Gene Ontology annotation, molecular function: actin binding. The record is from RefSeq and is a predicted model, not a curated record. The coding region runs from base 400 to 2295 and encodes 631 amino acids. The transcript has 5 exons.
UAGCACCAAAAACAUCGAUUUUACCCUCAGCUACAUACAAAGUGCAUUGAAAAGUUAAAGAAAUAUGCCAGUUUGUAAAUAUUAAAUUCUAUUUUGUUUAGUGUUAGAAGAAUAGAUUAAAAAACAAACGACUUUGGGUUGUUUAUGUGAAAGGCUAACUAUUCGCCUACUGGCUUUUGGAUUGCUGUUGGGUGUGUGUGUGCUCGCCUUCUGAUUGGAGGAAAAUGAACGGACAACAACAACAAAGGGCGAAGUGUACGCAGAGUGCAGCAAUUAAGUUUAAUUAAGCCAAACAAUUGAAUGUGAAGAGUCUGAGCUGUUGCCCCCGUAAAGUGCAUUUAUUAAGGCGAGAUCCAAUCUGAGAUCCCCUAAAACCCGAAAAAUCGAACAGUCGACGAAAUGCCACCGUUGAAAACAUACCAGAUACACCACGAAUACAAUGGCAAUUCCAGUCCAAAUGCGAAUGCCAAUCAGAAUGCCAAUCAGAGUCCCACCAGCGGCGGCGAUGGUGACUUCUUUGGCCAAAAUAUGGGAUCAGGAUCGGGAUUGGGAGCCACGGCGGCCAUUCAACGCACAAAUCUGCCCUCCUACUGCAACGCCCAGUAUCCGUUCAAGGUGCUCUCUAAUCUCAAUCAGCUGCGCGAACAGUCGCGGUUUUGCGAUGUGGAGAUCAUUGCCGGAAUGGCCACAUUAAGUGCCCACCGGGCGGUCUUAAGUGCAGCCAGUGCCUACUUUGAGGCCAUGUUCCGACCCGAAUUAGGUCUUAAUGAGGUCAAGCAGAAAUCCGUUGUGCUGCACACGAUCGACGGUGACAUCCUUCAUAUCCUUCUUGACUUUAUCUACACAGGUCGCUGCGAAAUCACCCAGUCCAAUGUCCAGGAACUCCUCGCCGCAGCCGACAUGCUGCAGCUGAACGAGGUGGUCGACGGGUGUUGCGAGUUCCUCUGUCGUGAGCUGCAUGCCUCCAAUGCAUUGGGCAUUUUACGCUUCGCAGAGGCCCACAACUGCGAGUCAUUGGCCAAGAGUGCACUGAACUUUGUCCACGCCAAUUUCCCGGCGAUAACACUGGAGGAUGAGUUCCUGGAAACACCACAGACUCUGCUGUCGCAGCUACUCAACUCGGAGCUGUUGCGUGUGGACUCCGAGUCGCAGGUAUUCCAGGCAGCACUUCGCUGGAUUAAGCACGAUGUGACGCAGCGACGCUGCUAUGUCUUCGACGUCCUAUCCCAUGUGCGCAUGGCCCUUGUUCCGGUAAAGGUGAUUGACAAGGCUCUGAAAGACGACUGUCGCGACAUGUCCGUGAAGAUUGCCCUGCGCUCCAUUUGCCGGGACAUUGCGUCAAAGCGCGGACAACUUGUGCCGCUACGAGUCUGCCCUCGCCAACUGGCCAAGAAAAAUAUUUAUAUCAUUGGCGGAUCUCACCGGGACACUCCGCGCACAUGGAACUCGGCUGAUUGCAUCUUCGAAACUGUAGCGAAGUUUGAUAUAUUUCGGCGCGAGUGGACGGAGACGGCGCCCAUGGAGGUGGGACGCAUCCUACCUGGUGUGUCAGCAUUGAAUGGCAAGAUAUAUGUGGUCGGUGGAGAGCGCGGGUCACAAAUUCUGGCCAAUGGGGAGGUCUACGAUCCACAGAACGAUCUUUGGCAACCGAUUGCCCCAAUGAUUGUGCCGCGCUGCGAAUUCGGGCUCUGCACCAUGGGCGGGAAUCUGUUUGCCGUAGGUGGUUGGAUUGGAGACGAUAUCGGCGGUUCUAUGGAGUGCUAUGAUCCAGAGCAGGAUCUCUGGAAAUUAAUGGGCAGUAUGCCGCAACCUCGUUUCAGCAUGGGUGUAGUCAGUUUCGAGGGUCUCAUCUAUAUUGUAGGUGGCUGCACAACUACAACCCGUCAUCUGCCGGAUUUAAUCAGCUACAAUCCAGUAACCAAAGAAUGGACUGAGCUAGCCAGCAUGCAAACGGCUCGCUGCCAAAUGGGCGUGGCCGUUCUGGAUCGCUACUUGUAUGUGGUGGGUGGCAGUAGUAUCAGCCAGGACAUUCUCAGCUCCGUCGAACGCUACAGCUUUGACGAGGACAAGUGGACUACCGUUUGUGCACUUAACGUGCCCAGAGCCAUUCCUGCCGUGGCCGCUGCCGAUGGCCUACUUUAUGUAGCUGGUGGUGAUCAGCCUUGUGAGGUAAACUUUUACCGAGCCCAAGUGACUAUCAAUGCUGUUGAAUGUUAUGAUCCGCUGUCGGACACCUGGAAAAAUUGUCCCGAUCUACCAGUUAGUCGUUCAGAGGCUGGUGCAGUAGUGGUUUAAGAUCAGGAGAUGGUCGAACACAAAAUCUGUCGUAGUUUUAAGCAUAACCCACACGAAAAACACUCUUUAACUGUAGCUCUAUGGCAUCGUAUACGUUACAAACACAUCACAAAUCUCUUCCCUUUUUUUCGAUUUAAUUGAAAGUAGUGGUCUCUCGCCAAAGAUAUGUAAACGCGUUGUUACGGUUGAUGUUGUUUGUGGGAGCAUAGCGAAGCUAUUCACCAGUUAGUACACAUGCUAAUAGUUAGCCACGAAAGAAACAGCCAGCCUCAGAUUGUUCCAUAGUUGAAGUUGUCCUUUAUAAAAGCGAAACCAAACACCGAAUACUAAGCAUUCACUUUGAAAACAAAGUAUAUUAACGUAUCGUAAUUGCUGAACAUUAUUUGAAACAAUUAUUUCUUUACUUUCAAAUUAUGUAUUUACUUUUUCGUUGAAUGCGCAACGGAGUGUUAGGAACAAUGUUUUAGGCGCCUUAAGAAGAGCGUAUCUCCACAGAACUUUGUAAUUGUAUGGAUUCAAGGGGCAUUUUUGUAUCUUCAUGUUAACCAAAUUCAAUCAGUAUUUUCCAAAAACCUAAUGCUUUUAUUAACUCGAAUAUAUUUCAAGAAAAAAACAACAUUCCUUGUGAGUUGUUAAUAUGCAAUUUCAAUAGUGUUCUCUUUUGCACAUUUUUCAUUAACGUAAAAAGGAGAAUAUACCUCGUGGUAAUUAAUCAUAACAUUAUUCAACAAGGUCAGCAUAAAGAUACAAAAAGUCCCUAGCUAUACCAAAGCAAAUUAUUACAAACAAUCAAAAAAGCGAACUGUAUUCAUAAUAGGUGUAUUAUCGAAAUAAAUAUACGAAUUAUUAACUAACAACUUAAAA